Necator americanus (New World hookworm) is the source of this 1224-nucleotide messenger RNA. RefSeq lists its product as uncharacterized. Lineage: Eukaryota; Metazoa; Nematoda; Chromadorea; Rhabditida; Ancylostomatidae. The transcript has 8 exons. Bases 1 to 1224 code for a protein of 407 amino acids. The record is from RefSeq and is a predicted model, not a curated record.
AUGCUGGCCGAUCUCGACGAAACGUGGAUGCACCGGUCUUUAGCUGAUUCAGCAAAAGACAAUGUUCAUGCGGAACGGAUGGGUCUCAGAUGCUCCAUUUACGCUCAUGGGAACAAACAUGUCCGAAUGUACCAGCUACGUUCUUUUGGGUCGGGAAUUGAACAUGAUGAACGACCUGACCCCCGAGCAAAGCAGGAGGAGACUUGGGAGCAUCUCCUCCUGCUCUGCUCGGGGACCUCCGCACUUGCUGCUUUGACCUAUGCUUCGGAAACCUGGGCAUUUUGCAAGCAGGAAGAAAACGCGGUGAGCGUCAUUGAACGCGCAGUUGAGAGAGUGAUGCUAGGAGUAUCCCGCUUCAUACAAGUGAGAGACGGGACUCGAUUUUCUGUCCUACGUCAGCGAUUGAAGAUUAGAGACGUCGCCGCGUUUGCCAAGGAGAGUGAAAUAAGCGCACUACAGGAAGACCGCCGACUCGGCCGUCCGAUUUCUUCACGGAGUUCUUCAAAGAAAAUUGUGAUGCCCUUCAUGUCCCACACGAAAGGAGGAACCGCUGGGCGAUUCUGGCACGCGAUCGGGACAAAUGGAAGAAAUACUGGCGCCCGCUCGACCAGUUCGAAGAUCAACGGGAGUCAAGGUAAUGAAGCUGAUCAAGAGCUCACUGCAGUCUUAACUCAAACAACCUCUCUUUCGUCAUCGCAGUGUACAGUCUACAAUGGAACGAUGAACAGAGAUGAAUUUAAUGGAGCAGAAUCUCGCCGCGUAUUUGCCGAAACACAGGAAUUGGAAUUCAGCAUUGCCUGGCGUUAUAGUCGAGAAAGAAGGAGAAACUUUUACGUUUCAUCAGAACUAUUGAAGAAAUUGUUGAAGGCACUCUCUCUGUACGAUGAAACGCUAGCAGUAGCUUUCACUACUGCAGCACUACAUCUCAGUGCCAAGUAUGGAGGCCUUAUUACUAAAGCUGAACGAAACAGUACAAAUGGAUCCAUGCGAGUCACAGAAUGUUUGGUUCUAAUGCUGCAAAAGAAUUUUGCCUUUGCAUUUGCGGAGACAAGAUCCACGUACAACUCUGUAUGGGUCGCCCGCAGCACAGGUGAUUUCAACAAUGAAAAGCGGUUGAGAAGGAAGUUUAGUCGUCAUUUGCAACAAGACCGCGAUAAUGAGUGGACGUUAAGAGGGGAGGAGUUUGAAAAGGCCUGGGAGGACAAGAAGCCUAUGCUUUAUUAA